This is a messenger RNA of Acipenser ruthenus (sterlet), 4413 nucleotides long. RefSeq names its product membrane progestin receptor alpha-B-like. Gene Ontology annotation, biological process: response to steroid hormone. Gene Ontology annotation, cellular component: plasma membrane. Gene Ontology annotation, molecular function: nuclear steroid receptor activity; steroid binding. The transcript is spliced from 2 exons. Bases 223 to 1281 code for a protein of 352 amino acids. Lineage: Eukaryota; Metazoa; Chordata; Actinopteri; Acipenseriformes; Acipenseridae. The record is from RefSeq and is a predicted model, not a curated record.
UCCUCCAGUGCUGUUACAAUAUUGCCAAUGCCAGAGAGAGAGAGAGUGAGUGAGUGAGUGAGAGAGAGAGAGAGAGAGAGAGGUGCAAUGAAUUAAUUAACCAAAUUCAACUUUCUACCCUUUGAAACGGAUCACCACGCUAUAAGCCGUGUUUAUUUGCCGCCGGGGUGCGUUUUUAAUAAGAUCCCAGGAGGAAGUACUGCUGCCUGCCCUCCCGCCGCCAUGGCGACCGUCGUCAUGGAGCAGAUCGGACGACUCUUCAUCAACGUGCAGCAGAUCCGUCAGAUCCCUCAGCUGCUGGAGACGGCCAUCCCCACCCUCCCGGGCACAGUGAAGGACUGCGAGGUCCCCUGGGUCUUCAGGGAGCCCCACAUCCUCUCCGGCUACCGCCCUCACCACCAGAACUGGCGCUACUACUGCCUGACGCUCUUCCAGCGUCACAACGAGGCCGUCAACAUCUGGACACACCUGGUGGCUGCUCUGGUGGUCCUGGUGAAAUUCCGGCAGCUCUCGGAGACCAUAGAUUUCCUGAGGGACCCUCACGCCCAGCCUCUGUUCAUCGUCCUGCUAGCCGCCUUCACCUACCUGUCCUUCAGCACCCUAGCGCACCUGCUGUCUGCCCGCUCGGAGCUCUCUCACUACACCUUCUUCUUCUUAGAUUACGUGGGAGUUGCUGUCUACCAGUACGCGAGCGCCAUGGCGCAUUUCUACUAUGUGGUGGAGGAGGAGUGGCACGCCCUGGUUGGGAGUAUCUUCCUCCCCUUGGCUGCCUUCCUGGCUUGGCUCUCCUGCACCGGAUGCUGCUACGGGAAGUACCUGAGCCACCAGCUGCCCAAGUUUGGCCACAAACUCUUCCAGGUCGUCCCGUCUGGCUUGGCCUACCUGUUAGAUGUCAGCCCACUGUUUCACCGCAUUUACAGAUGCUGCAUGACGGGCUGCUCGGACCCGGCUGUCUCCUAUCACCAGUAUCAGGUGCUGCUCUUCCUGGUGUGCGCCUACUUCUUCUCCUACCCCCACCCAGAGAAGUGGUUUCCUGGGAAGUGUGAUUUCCUGGGUCAGGGUCACCAGAUCUUCCACGUCUUUCUGGCGCUGUGCACGAUGGCGCAGAUAGAGGGAGUGCGGCUGGAUUACGCCACGCGACGGCCCCUGUACGAGCGUCUCCACGGCAACUCGGUGCACGACUUCACCGCCCUCUUCGUCUUCACUUCCUGCUGCAGCGCCCUGACCGCAUUCUACCUGCGGAACAAGGUGCGCAACAAAAUCUGCAGCAAGGAGGAGUGACCACGGGAACGACUGUCUCAAUUCUACAGGAAGGUGCCACCGGACAGUGGCGCUUGCCUUGUCUUAAAGUAUUUUCGGAAUUUCCCAUUAGGCUAAACAUUCAUCAGUAUUUAAUAUAACGUGUUCAGGCUCUGCACAAUCAUGUUUAGUAAAAUAUGAUUCCCUGUGUUUUGACUGUUUACCACAUUUUUCCUGUAUUUUUAUGUGCCCUUGUUGACUAUCCAGGUUGUUUAUGUUCUCUGUAAGCAGACCAGCUUCUGAUUCUGUCCUCUAAGUGGGCUAUGCGUUGUCAUCUGUAAGUUCUGCUGCUGUGUUUUUGAAAUAUACAGUUAAUACCUAUAAACCAGAUAUUUUCCCUGUGGGAUCGUAGGGCAUUUAACUUACAUUUCUAAAGGUAACUUACAUUUUUAAAGGUAAUUUAAGUAAUUGAAGUCAUCAGUGCAAUUCUAUGGUAAGUCCUACUUCUUGAAACGCAUUUGGAGUUUGAGCCACAGAGCUUCAAUGUUAAUGACUAGAAGGGGUGGGUACUAUGUCACUAUGAGUACCUGAAAGCAAGGCCAGCAAGCAGAGAUUUCUUUAAUCCAGUGUAGUACCAGGGAUCGCGUUUUCAAAUCACGUUUGCUGGAGCAUGUGUUUCUUUCAAAACUGCACAUUUGAGCCCUACACAACGAAUGGCAUUAUUUUGACUACAACCACGUUAACAUAUAAGAACUGCACUAAAUAUAAAUGCAAUGAGUUUUUAAAAAUAUAUACAUAUUUAACAGUAAUUGAUUAUGAUAAAGGCUUUUAGAACUAGCUAGUAACCACAGCUUCCUCUGUCUUGUGUCAAAGAGAUUUCAAAGACCUGCUGCUUUGUGUUGUAUUUCAAACUCACUCCAUUGGUCUAGCUGCACACAGUUGGUGUGACCUACAGCUCCCAGGAUACAGCAGUUUAUCAGUUGUGCUGUAUUCAAAAUAUUUGCAUAUCCUGAAUUACCAUGACAACAAGUGAGAAGAUUCUCAGCACAGUGGUAAUGUUAAUACAGGAAAUUGAUGUCAAAGCAUUGCUCAGCACUCCUUUAGCGGGUUAUGUAAGUAUUAAAGAUACAGAACCAAUAUAUAAUUUAGCUUAAAGGUACACAAGUAGUAUCUGUAUUGAGUCUAUAUGAAAGCAUGCUGCACACAGGAGAAAGCAUGACAUACGAUAUUUACAUCAUCGGUGGACGCAUUGAUAAUCUGUAAAUAUGAACAAAUGCAAAUGAAUCCCCUCCGUUCCCCAAUUGCCAUCACUGGUAGUUUCAGGUGUGCUAUGGAGCUGCUGAACCUGUUUAUGAACUCCUGAACAAGUUCGAUGUCUUUUUCAUGUUUAUAGAGGGCUGGCUGCUCUAGAGUCGUUAUCAUUUAGGGGUGCAUAUUUACACAGUCCACUGCCAGUGAAUUUCAGUGCACAGGUGGCAUGGUGGUAUGACUUUCAACAGUUGCAGUAACUUUGUGAUACAAUGGCCAUGUAGUUUGUUUUGCAUGUAAUGUCUUUUUUUUUGUUUGUUUCAGGAUAUAAUCUUUCCCCAGCCUCGCCAGGGAUCAGUAGAGAUGAGCCGGUUCAUAACUUUUACAAUUUGAUCAUUUGAAUUUAGUGCUGAUGAAAGAUGAGGGAGAGCAAGAGCAAGAGAGACAGAAAAUAGAGAGAGAGAGACAAAGAGAGCGAGAACGAGAGAGACUUGAGAUAGACAGAGAGACAGAGACCGAGGAUAGAGAGAGAAAGACAGAGAGAAGCGACAGAGAUACAGAGACAGAGCGACCGAGAGACCGAGGAGAGCGAGUGAGACUGAGAUAAAGAGUCAGCGAGACAGAGACCGAAUAUAUAGAGAGAAAGACAGUCAGAGAGGGGGAGAGAUACAGAGACAGAGGAUAGACAGAGAGAGAGAAAGAGAGACCGAGAUACAGACACCGAGGAUAGAGAGAGAAAGACAGUCAGAGAGAGGGAGACAGAGAUACAGAGACAGAGGAUAGAGAGAGAGAGCAAGAGAGACCAAGAUACAGAGACAAAGACCGAGGAUAGAGAGAGAAAGACAGACAGAGAGAGGGAGAGACUGAGAUACAGAGACAGAAGAGAGAGACACAGAGAUCGAGAGAGACUGAGGCUAGAGAGAGAAUCUCAAUCGUGAAGCUGCUUGUUUAGGGAAGUUGAUGCCUGGGAUGCUGGGUUGAGACAAUUCCCCAAACUCAUUUCACUUGUGACCCAAGCAGUAUGAGAGACUGGUGAGCUAGCCAGCUGCUACCCCCAUACCUGAUACAAUCACAGAAACUUCAAACAUAUAUUUCAAAAAGUGGGACUUAACAAGUACUGUACAGUACAAGCAUAGCAAAUUGUAUUAAUACACUAUAGCCCAUAUUAUAUAGAAUAUUAAAAGAAAAUGGUAAACUGUGGUAGAUGCCAUGAGAAAGCAUGGGAACAUUUCAAAAUGAGUGUGCAAUAUUACUGUGGUAACUUUUACAAAGGAAUCUUUCCAUUGUUGCAGUCUGCGCUGUAUGGUUUAAAGACUGCAACAAUGGCUUAUCCAAGUGCCCGAUACGUUUAGAGCGACAGCAUUAAUAUUGGCCUCUUUGGUAAAUGCAGCUAACAAAAUAGUCCCAUGAAUCGAACCUGUUUUGCACUUCCAGUAGCCACAUUAGUCUCAAAUGUGCCAUUUUAAAAGAUUACAGCAAACGUGCAUUUGAAUUUAAAAUGUUACAUGGGAGGCUUAUUUAGGUUAUGCCUUUUUUGUGGGGUUGUCUGUUUGCACUUCUUAUUCAUUUAGCAGCCAGAAAUAAAUGAUGCCAGUCCACGCUGUGUGACAGCCUUUGUGUGGAGGCAGAGAGGCGUGAAGCUGGCUAGGGUCGCCAUCAGUGACCAUGUGACUCUAUAGCAGGGGUCGCCAUCAGUGACCAUGUGACUCUAUAGCAGGGGUCGCCAUCAGUGACCAUGUGACUGUAUAGCAGGGGUCAGUAGUGGAGAGACUGCCAGCACUGAAUUACAGGAAGGUUGGUCAGUAUUGGCCUUCAUCUAAUCAUGAGCUACUGAUAAUAACUGUAAAAAAAAAAAUGUUUGCAUUUAACACUUCCAUUAACAGUAACAAAAAUAAGUGACUAAAUAAAAUGUCUUAUGUCUAAUCA